Molecule: messenger RNA, 941 nt
Organism: Nycticebus coucang (slow loris)
Lineage: Eukaryota; Metazoa; Chordata; Mammalia; Primates; Lorisidae
Product: dystrobrevin beta-like
Exons: 1
Coding region: 612-893 (93 amino acids)
Source: RefSeq, a predicted model, not a curated record
AACAGUUAUUAGAGUAUUGGUUUUCUUUUUCAUACAUGUCAGUUUUGGUAAACCAUGAUUUUCAAGGAAGUUGGCCAUUUCAUUCAAACUGUCAAACUUAUUGACAUCAAACAGUAUAACACUUGUGUAGGGAACUUGUGAUUUCUUUCAAAUAAGGAGAAUGUAAGCUGUGUAAGGGCAGGGAUCUUGUCUGUAUUGUAUGCUGAUGACUCCCCACUCUUCAUGUGUAAAAUACUUUCUGCUAUGUAAUAUGCACUCAAUACACAUUAUGGAAAUAAUGAAUCAAUAAACAAUAGUAUCACCUAAGUGGCAAAUGAGGAAUCCUUAAUGUCUAAUUAAAAUUGUCCCCAGGCCAUGUCCAGUAGACUCCCAGCCUCAUGCCCACAAUAUUCAUAAAUUCCCACGUGGCUUACAUUUUCACCAACACCUCUGGUUUUGAGUUUCCCACGCAAGUAGAGUACUCUGGAUGUUGCCUCAUGACUUUGUUUCCAAAUAAAUGAACCCUCAAGAGUACUCAGCCCACGCGGCCGGCAGAGCUGUGGCUGCUGAGGCAAAGAAAGGAUGAACUGGAGCAGAGUUUGUCGGCGCUGCAGGAGAGCCGGCAGGAGCUGAUGGUGCAGCUGGAAGAGCUGAUGAAGCUGCUGAAGGCUCAGGUCCCGGGGUCCCCGAGAACGUCUCCCACUCACGGAGGCGGCUGCCCUAUGCCCAUGCUGGCGCGCUCCGCGUGGGCCUGCUCCACGCCCACCUGCUGUCCCCAGGAUACGCUGAGCAGACAGGUGCAGGAGGCCUUUGCACAAAGUAAGAGGAGGAACUCCUCCAAUGACCUGCUGGUGGCUGCUGACUCCCUCACCAACACCACGUCAUCCCUGGUGAAGGAGCUCCAUUCAGGUUAGCGGAGCAGCCCAAAGAGGAAACCUCGAGCAAGCUGGCACCAACCUGAC